GUCUGUUUUUUUUUUUUUUUCUCUCUGUGUUUCACUGCCAUCUCUCUACUAUUUGUCGAACCAGAAAGAGUGACAGGGUGGCUCACUAACUUACUCAGCUCACAUAUAUCAAUCUUUCUUCGACACCUUUAGUCUCAGAUUUUGUCAUCACUUCUUCAUUACACUUUUACAUAUAUGUAUAUAUUUUCAGGAGUUCUUUUUCCUAUUUGCUCUUUAGUCUUUUUCAACAGUUAAAACUUCACUCCUCUUGCCACUACUCAAAGAGAUUUCAGUUCUUCGUUGUGAGAAUUUGUAAAAUAUGGAGUCCGAGAAUGCUAUUGUGUUGAAGCAUGAAAGUGUCUCCGAGGAAAUUAAUCCUGAAGAAUCUGCUUCAGCACCAAGAAAAGAAGAAAAAAUUGCUGCUAAUGGUCAAGUGCCUAUUAAUGCCAAUGGCACAACUGAGCAUGUUGCAAAUGUUGAUGCCAAUGCAAAUGUUUCUGAGACAAAACUCUCAAAUUCCUUGAAGGAAUUGGCUACUCCCAGUUCAAAGAAUAACAAAAUGUCAAAGGAUAAGCCUAAUUUGAAAAGCACUGCUUCAUUUUCUCGUCACCAGAAGCCAUCACUUUCUCAAAGUCUUUCAUUUCCAGCAAAAGGAGUUCGUGCUGAUAACAUGAAAAUGAGUAUUGAUGGACACCCAACGAAAACAAUGUCCAAACAUGCCAAAGAUGAUGGCAGAAAAGGCCAGGUCAAUUCAAAUGGUUCAGGCACUUCGCUGUCCUGUUUAACUCAGCCGAGCAGGCGUCUAUCCACUGGAGUGCACUCAAAGGAAUCAAGUGGAAAUGAUACUAAAGCUAUCUCCAGGAGGACUACUUUAGCAACAAUGCCAAGCAAACAAAAGGCUAUGCAGCCUGUGAAGCUGAGUUCUUUGAAUGAAUCCACCAAUUCCCUGCCUGCUGAAGUUUCUGAGUUAGCUGAUAACAAUUUAAUGCUUGAAACGACCACAUUGCCAAGCAAAGAAGAUGAUGACAUUCAUUCAACUACUUCAACUGCCACUCCUUGCUCACGGAGAACUAGUGGUUCUGGCUUUUCCUUCAGGUUGGAUGAACGUGCAGAAAGGCGGAGGGAGUUUUUCUCGAAGCUGGAAGAGAAGAUCCAUGCCAAGGAAAUGGAGAAAAAUAAUCUGCAGGCAAAGUCACAGGAGAACCAGGAAGCAGAGAUCAAGCAACUAAGGAAGAGCUUGACAUUUAAAGCUACACCCAUGCCAAGUUUUUACAAAGAGCCUCCUCCAAAAGUUGAACUGAAAAAGAUACCUACUACCCGUCCAAUAUCACCAAAGCUCGGAAGGAACAAAGGCUUAACUGCUUCAAUGAACGGCUCCAUAGAAGGUGGUGGGUCUUCUCUUAGCCCGCGAUCUUCUCAUAGUCCACGUCUUGUGAACCAAGAAUCAAACAAGUCAACCAAGAGAACUCAAAGAAAUGGUAACAAAGAUGCAGUUGCUUCAAAGACAUCAAUCAAGAAGUCUCAACCUAAGCUUCAGCCUCGGCAAAGUGUGGCCAACGGAAUAUCAAAACCAAAGCCAGCAGAGGCAGAGAACCAAAACCCUGAAGCAUAUGCUGGAAUAGCUGAAGAAAGCCAUAUUAAUUCUGUGAACCUUCCUAUAAGUGAGAAUAGAGUUGAAACCAUGCCUGAAAAGAAUCCUUCUCAGGAUGUCAAGGAACUGGUUUUGAGUUCUCCCAACCCUGAGAUUAUGCCCCCAGAAGUCAUAGUUGGAGGUUGAGGCUUGAGAACAUUAUUGUUACUAUAUCUUGUAUCUAUAGAUUUUGAUGUUCAAAAUUCCAUGUUGUUGUGAAUAUAUUGUUGUAUUUUGGGGUAUGACAUUUUUUUGGAAUACUAUAUAUUGUAAACCAGUAAGAGUAACAUAAACCAAUUCAUUAGGCUCCA
Ricinus communis (castor bean) is the source of this 1920-nucleotide messenger RNA. Its product is annotated as protein WVD2-like 4. Bases 299 to 1756 code for a protein of 485 amino acids. The transcript has 9 exons. Gene Ontology annotation, molecular function: microtubule binding. NCBI's taxonomy places the organism in Eukaryota, Viridiplantae, Streptophyta, Magnoliopsida, Malpighiales, Euphorbiaceae. The record is from RefSeq and is a predicted model, not a curated record.